CGGUGCCUCAACGCUGACGUGUUGCCGGACCGUGGGUACGUCGUCCGCUAUCUCGGUGUCGGCUGUGUGGAUUUGGAGGAUACGGAUAAAGCCAGCUCGACUAUGGCGGAGGUGCCCCUGAAGCCGACGCUGGUGGCCGCUGCCGGCUUUGACGCCACUGCCGACGCGCUGAACCUGCGAGAUGCCAUGAAAGGACUGGGCACGGACGAGGACCGGAUUAUUGACGUGCUCACACACCGCAGCAGUCUGCAGCGCGCAGAGAUCGCCGCCAAAUACAAAGUCGCCUAUGAGAAGGACCUGGAGGAGGCGUUUGCCUCUGAGCUUCACGGUGACUUUGAGCGCGUAUGCAAAUACAUGGUGCGCCCGAUAACCACCCUUCUGGCUGAGGAGCUGCACCGGGCCAUGCACCGUCCGGGCACCAAGGAGGGCGUUCUGGUGGAGAUCCUCUGUUCCCGCAGCAACAAGGAGAUCCGCCUCAUCGCCGCCGAGUAUCACAAACUUUUCAACAAAUCUCUGGAGUCGGAUAUCGCCAGUGACACUUCCCGAGACUUCGAGGACCUCAUGCUGGCGCUAGUAAACGCGGAGCGGGACGAGCUGCACGUGAAGCCCCCGAAGCCCGACCCAGCCCACCCAGCUGCCGUGAAGCCCGUGCCGCAGCCCAGCGCGGAGCGGGCUCAGAACCAGGCCGAGCAGCUCUACAAGGCCGGCGAAGGAAGACUGGGGACAAGUGAGAAGUCAUUCAACAUGAUUCUGGCCACUCAGAGCUACGAGCAACUGAGACUAACCUUCGAGGCAUACGAGAAAAUCUCCAAAAAGACGUUUGAGCAGGCCAUCCGCAGUGAGACCCACGGCGACUACCAGGACGCCCUUCUCGCUAUCGUGGCGGUGGCUCAGAACCGGCCUGCGUUCUUCGCUGGGCGUCUGAAGAAGGCCAUGAAAGGCCCCGGCACCAACGAUAAGGACCUGAUCCGACUGCUGAUCUCGCGUGCCGAGAUCGACCUGGGAAACAUCAAAGACGAGUACCUGAAAAUGUUCGGCACGCCCCUGGAGAAGGAUGUUGCGGAUGACACUUCUGGGGACUACCGUAAGCUGCUUCUGAAGCUGGUGGGAACCACCGAAUAAUAAUGCUCGGCUUCCGUUCAACAGACCAAUCAAAUGCUUAAUUUCAUUGUAUGAGCCAAUCACGGUCUGCCUUCAAUGCUUCCGACCAAUGAAAAGCUUCAUAACGCCCGUAUGAAGCAUCAGUCAAUGGAUGCCUUACAUACAAAGAACUAUACAAGAUAGGUACUCUUGGGAAAUGAUGACCGAUAAAAACGCAGCUUUAGAAAACAACAAAGAAGUUUGGUGUGAAGUCACAAUAAAGAACUGUAAAAACUGUAUAUUUUAUUGUCUUGGGUAACAGCAAGCUUGUUAUCUUAUAGGUGGAUGCAGCGUUAGUAUUGGGCAAAAAGAAGCUUUACCGCGCUGUAAAUGAGUGUCACAUAUUGCAUGUUCUAUAUUUUAUAAUUCUAAAGCUACAAAUUUUUGCCUAACUUCUU
Messenger RNA from Amphibalanus amphitrite, 1538 nucleotides. RefSeq names its product annexin-B12-like. Gene Ontology annotation, cellular component: cytoplasm. The record is from RefSeq and is a predicted model, not a curated record. The coding region runs from base 103 to 1122 and encodes 339 amino acids. Gene Ontology annotation, molecular function: calcium ion binding; calcium-dependent phospholipid binding. The transcript is spliced from 10 exons. NCBI's taxonomy places the organism in Eukaryota, Metazoa, Arthropoda, Thecostraca, Balanomorpha, Balanidae.